Messenger RNA from Rattus norvegicus (Norway rat), 1946 nucleotides. RefSeq names its product Yip1 domain family, member 2 (gene Yipf2). The transcript is spliced from 10 exons. Gene Ontology annotation, molecular function: small GTPase binding. The record is from RefSeq and is marked provisional. NCBI's taxonomy places the organism in Eukaryota, Metazoa, Chordata, Mammalia, Rodentia, Muridae. Gene Ontology annotation, cellular component: transport vesicle; Golgi trans cisterna; trans-Golgi network. Bases 112 to 1047 code for a protein of 311 amino acids. Gene Ontology annotation, biological process: vesicle-mediated transport.
CGAGAAGGGUGGGCUCUGACGGGUAGGCGAGCGGCGCGCACGCGCACGGAGCAAGAGCCACGCCAGCUUAGGUAGCUUCAGAGUGUGAUGCAGUGACGCCUCCAAAGAACCAUGGCAGCAGCCGACGAUCUGGCCUUCCACGAGUUCGAGGAAGCUGCAAAUCUUCUGGCAGAAACCCCAGAUGCAGCAACCACGAGCCAAAGUGAUAAGCUGACCUCACAAGAGCAUGUGGCUGUGGUUGUGGGUUCAGGCAUUGGCUAUGGAGCCGAAGGAGAGGAAGAGGAUGACAAAACAUCACUUCUACAGGAUGAAAAGCCACAGCCAAGAUUCUGGACGUUUGACUACUAUCAGAGCUUUUUUGAUGUAGACACCUCCCAGGUCUUGGACAGGAUCAAAGGUUCCCUGCUGCCCCAUCCUGGCCACAACUUUGUGCGUCACCAUCUUAGAAAUCGUCCUGACUUAUAUGGCCCCUUCUGGAUUUGUGCCACCCUGGCCUUCGUCCUGGCGGUUACUGGCAAUCUCACUUUGGUGCUUGCACAGAGACGGGACCCCUCCAUUCACUAUAGCCCCCAGUUCCACAAGGUGACUAUAGCAGGCAUAACCAUCUACUGCUAUGCGUGGCUAGUGCCGCUGGCACUGUGGGGCUUUCUCCGGUGGCGCCAGGGCACGAGGGAACGCAUGGGGCUGUACACCUUCCUGGAGACUGUGUGUGUCUACGGCUACUCACUCUUUGUCUUCAUCCCAACUGUGGUCCUGUGGCUUAUCCCAGUGCAGUGGCUCCAGUGGCUCUUUGGAGCCCUGGCCCUAGCCCUGUCAGCUGCUGGGCUGGUGUUCACACUGUGGCCUGUUGUCCGAGAGGAUACACGGCUGGUGGCCGCGGCACUACUGUCUAUUGUGGUGCUGCUUCACGCCCUCUUGGCUCUAGGCUGUAAGCUCUACUUCUUCCAGCCUCUGCCUCUGGACCAUGUGGUACCAGCACCCCAAGCCAUACCUCCAUCUCCCAACGUCCUGCUGCCCAGUUCAGUCCAGCCUAUGACGACCUUCUAAGAAGGCCCACAGGCCAAACUCAAUGGGGAGACUACUGCCCUCCGAUGAAGAUUGGAGGAUUCUUGGACCCUGGAGACUUCCUGCUAUUUUGCAGGCUUUUCUUACAAAGCAAACACUUUUAUUUUCUAUGCAAAGGUGAUCCAGAGAAUUUAUAUAAAGGUGGGGAGGGGCAGCCAAGCAGGGAGUAUUACUGAUGGACAGGAGAGAGCCUGGUUUCCCAGUCGCCUGAGGGCCCUUUGAUUCCCUGACAGGUCAGGAGGGUGGCACAGAGCAGCUCCAGCCUUUGCCAGAGGGUACCUGUGGUGGGCAGGAGCCCAGCUUGAGCUGUGGCCAUUAAGGUGGGGACUCUAGGGCAAGGGGACAGGGGAAGAGACUGGAAACUGCCUGUGCUUAUUAGUCACCCUUCCUUGUUUGCUUUUAUUUUCGUCUGGGGAGAGGUCCCUGCUAGGCCCCUUCCCAGGGAUGCUGUCUUGAGAGGAGUUGAGUGGAACAUGAAUGUGGAGGGAACACACAGGCCUAUGCUAGCUAUCAGGACAGAAUGCCUUCCUUGUGAUAGAUCUUUGAGGUCUCUUGUUUGCCACAGUAGCCCAGGGUUACUCACUCUGAGCUGCCUGUUCCAGCUUUUGACGGAGGGGACCUUCAAGGCUCAGGACAGGACAGUAGCAGAAAGCAGGGGCUAGGCCUUUGGACAGCUGGGUGGUUUGUACAUUCAAGUUUGAGGUGAACCCUUUGGUGGGAGGGGGCUUCGCCCACCCUGAAGGCUCGGCAGGGCCACCCCUCACCUAGAACCUCUGGGCCUAGGGACAGGGCUGCUGGCUUGGCCCGGCCAGCCGGGUUUCUCAGAGGGUCUGUGGGUUGACACUGGUUCUUUUCGUAAAAAAAUAAAAUUAAAAAAAGCA